Molecule: messenger RNA, 2854 nt
Organism: Topomyia yanbarensis
Lineage: Eukaryota; Metazoa; Arthropoda; Insecta; Diptera; Culicidae
Product: cilia- and flagella-associated protein 251-like
Exons: 14
Coding region: 77-2710 (877 amino acids)
Cellular component (GO): motile cilium
Molecular function (GO): protein binding
Source: RefSeq, a predicted model, not a curated record
GUUUGUUUGAAAAAUUCCAGCACGCAACAAAAAAACAAAAUCUUACAAAAACAUAAUAAAAAUUCUCUGUGUAGCAAUGGGAGAAAUUGUUCCAUAUAAUCCAAAGGACGAUGAUCUCCACAAUCGUUGCCAACCCUUUAAACUGGAGUGGAUAUUUGGAUUUAAUCCUCGGAUUCCAUUGGUCAACGUUACCAACAAAAAACAAACCAAAGAACUUGUGUUUACAUCGGGAAAUUCUAUAAUUUUCUACAAGCUCGAAAACCAUAUAGAAUCUGCGUACACUUUAGUUGGUCAUAAAUCGUUCAUCAAUAUGAUUACAUCCGACUGCAGCGGGCGAUUUGUGGUGUCCUGCGACGGUACCUAUUGCAUCAAUGUUUGGGACAGAGAAUCUAAUCCAGGAUCGGCUCCGGUUGCCAUUCGCACGAUUUACGAACCAUUUAGAUCCCCGAUAGAGAUCACCGCGGUGGGAAUCAGUCACGAUGGACGAUAUCUUCUAGCAGCUUGUUGCUAUCAGCUUCAACUCUGGCAAUGGACCGUUGGUAGUGAUAGUCCAGAUGACUUCAUCGAAUUACCUUCUAGGUUGGGGAGAAUUAAAAACAUUCACUUUUGUCCUGAUCCUGGUAACAACAACCAUUUUGUGGUGACGCUGGAGAAUGCUGUGAUAUUUGGGUGUUUUGAUCCCAAAAAUCAGAAACUCUCUGUAGCAGUGCCGAAAAAGCAUGGUUUCCAGGACUACAAUGAUUCAACUUUCGUGAAUGAAACUUCGAGGGCGGUUUCCGUCACAGCUGCAGGAAUGGCAAUUAUCUGGAGCGACGAUUCACAAAUCGAAGGUCCUGUCAAAAAACAGUACCUAAAGUAUUUACAUUUGAAGUAUGCGUCGAUAAAUGUGGUCAAAUGUUGCGAUCAAAAGUUGAUUACUGGCGAUGACGAUGGUGAAAUUCGCUUCUACGAUACUCAAAUGAGAAUUCUGUACUGGUUCAAGCAGGAAGAACCUGAACCAAUUCGAACCAUUUCGUUCGACGUUAUACCGAGGAAGUACGUGUUGGAUGAUGGACAGCAGCAGACUGUUGACGAAGAUACGGAGGUUCUCUGUCUGGAAUCGAUACCACGAGACGUUUCGCUGGAAGGCAACCCGGUGAUCAUUCGGAACUUUGUAAUGGCAACCAAAUCUGGACGUAUCUAUCAGAUCGAUAUUGUACAAAACAAAAUUCAGGAACUGUACUACAACUCCGGAAGCAUCGUUACCUCGUUUGAUGUUCACCCGAGAGAACCCUUUCUUUGCUGCUGUGAUGGAAAUGGAAGAACAACUAUGUACAAUCUAUUGACGAAGCAAGCAACGAUGAGUUUACCGGUUCCGAUCCAACGUACUCGUCGUGGUCGAAUCACAGUUUUGCGCUUUUCUCCAUGUGGAACAUUUCUUGUUGGUGGUGCCGAGAACGGAUAUAUUUGGAUGAUCAACCCGACCACGAUGAUCAUUAGUGGCGAAGCUCCAUUACAGUUCGGCGGUGAGAAAAUUAAUCAACUGGUCUUCUCACCUGAUUCAAAGUUAAUUGCUGCCACUGAUGACAACGGUUCCAUUGGGAUACUGCAUCGUGAUAGCGAUGGUUGGAAACUGGUCGGGAGAUGUGUCACACAUAAAGUAGUUGAUAUUCUUUUCGCUUCGGGCACGAAGAUGCUCACAAUUGGAGAUGAUAGACAUUUGGUUGAAUAUGUUAUCGAACUGGACGACAACUUACGAACAAAUCCGUUGAUCAUUGGAGAAAGAUUUCGAAUUGAACAAUCAGCUCACACUAUCUCAAUGAUGUUACUACCAUUUGAUCGGUUACUGGUAUCGAACGAUCAAUUUAAGUUCAAAAUUUUCAGUCUCCAAACCUUUGACAUAAUUCAUACAUAUCUGGCGCCGUUCAACGAUGGUCCUGCUCGAUUCCUCUCCCUCCUACCGGGGGAUCAUUUUUUCACCUUCACGACUGAGAAAAACAUUUACGUUCAUCAACUUCCUAUUGAUGGUAAUCCAUUCAAAUUCAUGGGAGUUUACGCUCAUCCGAAAAAAUUGAAAUCUCUGCGCACCAUGAAGGACCAGUUCGUGUUCUGUUUUGGCGAUGGUGAUCAUGCCGUUAGCAUGUGGCGAAUUAACACCAUGCCAUUAAUCGAAAACCAAAAGUAUAGCGGGUCUGGAUUGGAUCCUUACUGUGCACUGCUGCCAGGAGGUAAAACAGGCUGCUAUGCUAAGGAAAUGCUUAGUCUAUUCUUCUACAACCAAAUCUCCCCGAAAAACACAGAAGACGAUACGGAAAUAUCGAUACGUGAUGCCAUGGAUCGGAGAGAUGUCCCAAACUAUCUACGAAGUAUCGGAUUUCAUAUGACUCAAUUUGAGGAGGACAAUUUGAUGAAGGAAAUCGAGCAACAGGGAUUGUACUUUCUUACCUUUGAGGAAGUUGUCAAACUGUUCCUGAAUCAUCGAGCGAUAGCAAGCCCAAGUUGCGAACACAUCCGUACGGCCCUGAUCUACAUUACCAAGGGGAUUUUCGAUGCGGUGUGUCUGACAUCCUUCAACGAGUUACUAGCUACACUCGGUGAGCGAAUAGAUUCGAAAUCCUUGGACUUCUACAGCGCAAUUUUGUUUCCCGAGUAUGCUCCCAAAGAGAACAGUUCCAAUGAGUCCACCGAUUUCUUGGUGCCACUAGACGAGUUUGCAGAAAAGCUCUGCUGAUAACAAGUAACUAAUACGCAUCGGAAGUGAUUCGAAACUACCCGUCGUCGGAAGCUGAACCAGCUUCUUCUAUGGCAAAUGGCAAAAUCAUAUCGCCCGACAGUUUGCAGAUGAUCGGGAUUGAUCACUUAUCCUGGCUGCUCU